UAACUCGUCCUGUAUCUUUGUAGUUCUGAAAUUAAGGAAAAAUACAUUUUCUUCUCUAAAGAUUCUUCUCAUUUAUUUGUUUUAAUUUUACAGAACUCCAUGAUGCUUUACUUGGAGAAGAGGCUGUCUAAAUCUGGGCUCACUCCUUUCAGUAUUUCAAUCUUUUAUCACAUUGCUGUCCUACUUCUCCUAACACACUGCUGUGGAGGUCAGUUUCAGGUAGUUGGUCCAUUACAGCCAGUAAUUGUAACACUUGGUGAAGACGUUAUUUUGCCGUGCUAUCUGAAGCCACCUGGAGAUGCUGCUGGUAUGACGUUUGAGUGGGCGAGACCUGACCUGAACCCCAGAUUUGUUCAUGUGUGGCAUGAACGUCAAGACCUUCACGUUAACCAGCAUCCGUCCUACAAAGGAAGAACAUCAGUGUCCAUCAACGGACUGAAACUGGGAGACGUUUCACUGGCACUCUCUAAAGUCAAAAUCUCUGAUAAUGGAAUAUACAGAUGUUACUUUCCAGAUGUGGAUAAAGCCUCUACUGUUCAUCUUAUUAUUGGUACUGCUUCCUUGCCGGCCAUCAGUUUAGCAGGGCUGGACAAAUCCUCCGGUGGAUUCUCUAAGAGAGAAGGAGCAGCUUAUGGCAGAGAGUAAGAAAGCGAAGGACACUGAGGAGAAAAUGGAAAAAGAAUUAAAGAGGAAAGAGGAACAACAUAAAGACAUGAUGGCUACACUGAUGACACAGAAGAAGGAACUGGAGAAACAGAGAGAUCAACUGAGGCAGAAAAAGGUGAAGGUAGAGGAACAGGUGGAGGAAAACGAGAAGAAACUUCAGUUAGUGGAGAAAGAUAUAACAGAGAAGGAUGAAAAUAAAAUACUCACCAAUGCACCAGCAUACCGAAAUCUGAAAGAAUUAACUAUUAAGUACAAAUGGGACCUGAAUGGCUCACUGCAGAUAUUUGAGGUACUGGUACUAAACACAGAGAAACUAUUAGGGACGACAGAGAGUGUGAUUGUUAGAACAAUAGAAAAUAAGAAGGAAGCAGAGAACCACAUGGAUGAACACUAAUGUGAAGUUGAAGGAGGUAGUAUCACACUGAAUUCUCAGGUUUAAGAUGUAUAUGUAUAUAAACAAGUACAAACACAAAGCAACAAGAAAGAGAUAAAAUCAUAGCACUGUAACUAAGAACUAUUCUAUUGUUUAGUAAAAGCAGACACCUGCUUUCAGUUUCUUAUUUUGAAUUUCUUACCUAUAAACAAUGCUUUUUCUAACAGGGUCUGUUCUGAAAUUACUGUACCAUAAUAUAGCAAUGGAAUUUCCCAUAAUCCCUCAUUGUAUCACAGCAGUACAAAUUAACAGUGCCCUCUGGAGUUUUCCUGCAAACAAACAACAUUCAGUGUUACACUUUUGUGCUUUAACAAACAUGUUGAACUUUAUUAUAUAUUUACUUUAUCAAUGUUUACUAGCAUAUGAUGCUAUUCUUCCUUGCUUCAGAUAAAUAUGAGAACUAAAAUGAAGAAACAUAUUGUGGUAGUACACAUAGUAAAGCAUAAGCGCACAAUUUGGAAUACAAAUGCUUUUCACUUGGCGAACUGCAGUUCCCUGUUUUGCAUAUAAUAAUAUAACCUUUACAAGUAACAUACUGCAUCUUGUAAAUAUAUAAAAUCUUAGAUAUAAAUGUAUGAAACUAAUAAAAUGCAAAUAUUAAUAACGAUGAAUAUUGGAACAGAAACAGACACGCGUUCAGCACUACUUUUUCUACAUCAGUCCUUCCAGCUGUGUUUUUCCCCUCUUCCCUUCACUUUUCAUUAUAGAAAAGGGCACAGACAGCAUGUACCAGAGCAGAGUACCAAAAGCAAUACCUUAUUGGUCAUACAUACUUUAUUUCUCUGAUUUUAUAUUUUGCCUUAUUGCUUCUUGGAAUGUUCCAGCCAUGUAAGGCCCUGUGUAACUUUGUAUUGAGAACUGCUAUAUAAAUAUUAUUAUUAUUAAAACAUAUCUUAUAAUAUAAAUUAAGGUCAAUGCUAUCAAUGUUGAAGGAAGCUGCCUAUGAAGGCACUCAUACUAUGUCAACCCCUGUAUAAUAUACUGCAUAAGGCAUGCCAAUAAUUUCACACAACAUUAAAACAUUAGAGGGCAGCACUGAUGCUGU
Messenger RNA from Morone saxatilis (striped sea-bass), 2144 nucleotides. Its product is annotated as myelin-oligodendrocyte glycoprotein-like. The coding region runs from base 100 to 645 and encodes 181 amino acids. The transcript is spliced from 3 exons. NCBI's taxonomy places the organism in Eukaryota, Metazoa, Chordata, Actinopteri, Moronidae. The record is from RefSeq and is a predicted model, not a curated record.